Lutzomyia longipalpis is the source of this 4147-nucleotide messenger RNA. It is a transcript of the gene l(3)mbt, whose product is annotated as lethal(3)malignant brain tumor-like protein 4. Lineage: Eukaryota; Metazoa; Arthropoda; Insecta; Diptera; Psychodidae. Gene Ontology annotation, molecular function: protein binding. The transcript has 5 exons. The record is from RefSeq and is a predicted model, not a curated record. The coding region runs from base 396 to 3872 and encodes 1158 amino acids. Gene Ontology annotation, biological process: regulation of DNA-templated transcription. Gene Ontology annotation, cellular component: nucleus.
AAUAUUGGUAGCCCUUUUUCUCUGACAGUUUUUUCAUUCCCUGAAAAAUUUUCAAGAUUUCCGUGGAAAGCGCCUUUUUCUCAUACUUUUGGAUCCUUUGGGAUUCCCAGGUGGAAAAGUAAGUACAGAUUUUUAUAUUUUUCGUGAAAUUUAUUGGGAUUUUGAGGAAAAAUGUUGAAAUUUAUGCGAAAGAAGAAAACGCGCGCUGUUGCGAGAAUUGCAGGAAAAAGUUGAGAUUUUCCCAAAUUCUCUACAAAAACUCACCGGGAAAAUGUCUAAAAGGAUUUAUAUAAUCAUAUUUGAGGGGUUUUUCUUGGGAAUUACGAGAGAUUUGGUGGAAAAAUCCUUUUUUGCGAAAAUUCACGUCAUGCGUAGUUUUAUUUGGGGUGUGCCAGAUGGCGCUAGUAGUGACCAAGGAGGGAGUUUCGCGGUGGCUUUUUCCCCCAAAAUUUUCAGCCAAUUUCUGUGUUUUGAAAGUGAUUUUGUUGUGUUUUUCAAGGGAUUUUUCUGCGUUCCGCCGCGAAUUUGUGUGCAAAAUGGACAAUGAGGAUGACAGGGAAUGUGGGGGUGUGGGAAAAGCCCCAGAAGGUGGUUCAGUGAAAAAGAUUUGCGUUGUGAAGGUCCCCUCAUUCGGACCUAACCCUAUUUCGGCUAUUCCUGCAUCUUCAUCUACUGCCACAAGUAAAUCAGGUGGGGAUGCCCCAGCUCAGACAGGGACUCUUCCCGUCAGGACGAUCUCAUCGAAUUUUGUGGCUGUUAAAGCAGGCGAAGCGAAUAAAAAUAUCUUCGUGAAGGAUGGAAAUUUCUACAUGAAGUGCCCAAAUACGAAUAAACUCCUGAGGCUGCAGGUUGCAAAAACCAUCCCGGUGUCAACGGGUCAGGCAGCAGACCUCAAAUUAACAUCAAUCAGUGUCAAAGGGUUGUCCCCACGGGAGGUUUUGAUUACCAAGAAGCCCACGGCAGUUGAUGUUGUGUCCCAUGGUGGUGGAUCAGCACCAGCUGUGUCUUCCCAGGCCGCCUCCUUAGCUCCUGCUGCUGCUCCGCAGGUAUUCAAACCCAUCGCCAAGGUUCCCCUCACUGCAACCCCAAUUGCCCUGGCUAAACCCCAACCUGAAGGCUCUGGGCAGGGUAAAGUUGAAGUGAGAUCAAUUCAGAUAACAAAUUUUCCCACGGGCACAAUUUUGGACUUCAAGGGUACCCCCUUGGAUCUAAAUAGUCGCUUUCCGGGCUUCACGAAACUCCCGCAGAAUUCCCCGCCAGAUGCGCAAAAGGGGGGAGUGUACAAUGUUCAAAUCUCCAAUGGGCGCCUCUCGGACCCGCAUGGACCCAUAAAGAUGCUGGGAAUGUCCGGGAAGUCCCUCACAGUCACACGGGAUAAUAUAACAAUCACCUCUGGGGCGCUUUUGGGUGAACACCCAGCGGCGCCAAAGGAUGACCCUGUGGGUGAGAAAACCCCGCGCAAAGUGACACGUUCAUCGUCAACGGAUGAUUCCCCGCCCAAGAAGCCAUCAACCCCGCGGCGUCUCUCAGAACCCACCCGUGGGUCCCUGAGUGCUGAAAUGACGCCAAAAGUUGAGGAGAAACCCACCCUGGCAUCCCUUUUCUGCGACGAGAGCAUGGAAAAUUCAUCAGAGGGUGAGAAGAGCUCCACCUCCCCCCACGAAGCUGCCCUCAAUGGGCAAAUUGACCCUCUAGCUCCAUCCGACAGCGAACCCCCCGAAGAAGCUGAGCGCGAAAUUGACGAAAGUAGGAAAUUCAUCCCGCCGCCAAAUUUGCAACUGAUGAAGCUGAGUACAAGACGCGAGGGUGAGGAUGAGGAUGCACUCAAUUUAAUCCGCUGGGAAGAUGGCGUAGGGUACCUGUACAUGAGUAAUCUGCACUUCCAGUUCAAUGAAUUGGGUAUUGUGGAUAUUAUGGAUGAGGAUGAGUACAUGCGGUACCAGCAAACUGACUCUCCGUACGAUCAUCCACUGUAUGAGCGUGAGAUUAAUCCGAUGCGUAUGAGGCAGAUGCAGGCAUCCGGUGAGCCUGUCUACACGUGCUUGGGAUGCACGUGCUUUGGCCUUGCUGCGGAUUUCCUGGAGCCCAACUACUGCAGUAAGGUGUGCAUAAAUGUCUCGCGCAAGAGGACACGGGUAAAUGUGAAUGAGGGACAGAGUUCGCCGAAGAAGAAGCAAAAAGAUGGACGAGGGGCAUUCCCGUGGAAGGAUUACUUGGAGGUGACAAAUAGUCAGAGAGCACCGGAUGAGCUAUUUCCACACUGUCGUCCUGAGGUGGUGGAAUACAAUGAGAAGCACCCGUUUCAGGAAAAAACAAAAUUCGAAGCAAUUGAUCCGGACAAUUGUUCUGUGUUUAGUGUUGUUACGGUUUUGGCAACACAGGGACAUCGGAUGCUGCUGCACUUUGACGGUUGUCCGGUAAAGUAUGAUUUCUGGGUGAAUUUCAGCUGUCCGGACAUCUUCCCGCCACGUUGGGCUGUCAAUGAGGGGAAGAAUCUCCUUGUGCCACGUGGAGGGAAGCAGGAGAUGUUCUUCUGGAAGACGUACUUGAGGGAGAACAAGGCUGAGGGGGCGAAAGUGAAGAAUUUCCGACAUAUAGCCCUGAGGGAAUUCCUCAGGCCGCAUGACUUCAAGAUUGGGAUGAAACUCGAAGCGGAGAAUGUGAAGGGAACGGGAAGGUUAACAGUGGCAACGGUGGCGGAUGUUAUUGGGAAUCGUGUGAGGAUUCAUUUUGACGGGAAUAGCGACAACUUUGACUACUGGUGUGACUACGAUUCACCAAGACUUCAUCCCAUAAACUACCACAAGACUAUCAAUGAACAGCUAAUAACGCCAACGAAACGCCCAACUGGGUUCUCGUGGUCACGCUUCCUGGCUCAAACACGCAGUCGGGCUGUGCCUGAAAGCGCCUUUGUGCAGCGUCCACCGCGUGCAUUCCAGAAGGGUAUGAAGAUUGAGGCAGUUGAUCGUGUCUGUCCGGAAUUCAUACGUCCAGCUACGGUGAUUGAUGUUGCGGAGUACGAAUUGAGGAUACUCUAUGAUGGUUUUGAGACACAAUACGCCUACUGGGUUGAUGACGACAGUACGGAUAUCUUCCCAACGGGCUACUGCGAAAUUACGGGGCAUCCACUUGAGGCUGUACCCAGUACGCGGUGGCCAACGCAAAAGUGUGGCCUCAAAGUGUGCGCCGGCAAGGGGAGUAUUCACAAUCAAUUGGGCACAAAUCACGAUACGGCCAUUGAGUGUCCGUACAAUACGAAGAAUUACAAUCACAGGGCUGUGAAACCCAGUCGUCUCAAUGCAAAGCAAGUUGUGACGGACUAUGCGCUACGUUUUAGUCUUGUGCGGAAGAGGAAAUUUGGGGUAGAAGAGGAGAAACCUCCAAGUUCUAGCACAUCAAAAGCCCCGCCGGUGACACAGAAGAGACCAAGGAAGACAGCGCAUGCAGUUGAAGCAAUGCGUAAGGCAAAAUCAGCCAAAAUUGUCAGAGAAGCAACACCUCAACCGUCCACAUCUCAAGCAACAGACACAACGCAAGCCACUGCUGCUGCAACAACUCCACCGGGUGCCGCUCCAGGUGUGUGGAAGAGUACAUCACGGAUCAAGGCGCAUGUGGAAAUGGGAGAUAAGAAGCAAAUUAAUCCACUUCUCUGGACAACAAAUGAGGUUGCAAACUUCCUAAGCAAUCUGCCAAAUUGCUCUCAUAUUGCAGAUAAAUUCCGCAUAAAUGACAUUGACGGUGAGGCUUUUCUGGCCCUUACAAAGGAUGAUCUCACACAAUCGCUGGAUAUUAAACUCGGCCCUGCAAUUAAAUUGUACAAUUUAAUUGUAAAACUCCGUACGGACAUCAAGGAGCAAUUUUUGCAAUUUUAGGAUAAAACUAAAGUAAUUUUUCCCCAUCCCCCAUUCAUUUUUUUUCUUUCCUUUUCAUUGCACAUGCAAAAAUCCCAAAGUUUCCCUGAUAUUUUCUCCUCUAAUUCAUAAUAUUAAAUUUAUGAAACACAUUUUUCUUCAUUUUAGAUAGAAAUUAUGGCAUUAUGUUUAGCAAAAAUAAAAAGUUUGUAGACCAUAAUUGAGAAUCUUAAAGAUGGACUGUAAUAAAGAAAAAAAUGAUUAUUGUAGUAAAAUUCACAAAGAAAUUUUGUGAA